GAUAAUUUAAACCAUUAAAUAAAAUAGAGUGACUUAAGUUAAGUUGUCUUUAAUAAAUGUAGAAAAAGGUUUUUUUUAAUAGUUUUUCAUUUGUAACGAUCUUCGUGCCUGAUGUGAGCAUAUCCACUUUCUUCAAUUUUUAUUGUUGUUGUUGUGUAUAUAUCUACAGUUGUUGCCUUAUGUUUUUUCUUUUUGGUCAGAGUAUCAAUGGUCAGAAUUUUGUUAUGAUCUUGUCAGAGUAUAGGUUAUGUUUGGAAUAAGUUAUUAAUUAUUUUAUUUAUUAAUAAAAAGUUAAUGUAAGAACUCUAAGAAUGUAUAUUGUCCAAAUAAGUUUGGAGUGAACAAUUUAAGGUGAUAAUAAAAAACUGUGACGCUGAUAUGGAGAAAGUUUGUCGUUCUUGCAUGAGCGUAAGCUCGGAAAUAAGAAGUGUUUUUGAUAUAGACAUUUUUGACGGUCAAGCAAUGCAAAUAUCGGAUAUGAUUAUGGCUUGUGCUGAAGUUCAGGUCCAAGAAGAUGAUGGUCUUCCAUCUCAUUUGUGUUCAAAAUGUGAAGUUAAAUUGCAAACUGCAUUUACUUUUAAAAAGCAAUGUGAAAAAUCAGAUGCUAUUUUCCGAGCUCUCCCACCAGAAACUAAAGUAGAUAUUAAGGAAGAAUGUUUAGAAAAUUUAAACAUAAUUGUACAACUAGACAUUAACAAUGAUUGUACCACAUAUGAGGACAACAGUUUGUCUGAUUCAAAUUAUGAAAAUGAAAAACUGAUUGCAGAACCUGACUCCAGUCAAAAUAAAAAUAAGUGUGCAACUUGUGAUGACAACAAUUUCUUAGAUCCAAAUUGUGGGAAUGAAAAAAACAAUGCAGAGUGUGACUGCAAACAAGAUAAAAAUGAUUUAACAUGUAAUUAUUGCUGCAAAAUAUUACGCUCCAAAAAAGGCCUUAAAAUUCACAUGAGAAGACAUACUUGUGAUAUUUGUUCUGCUUCAUUUACAAAAACUGAUCAUCUAGUGAGACAUAUGAGAGUGCAUAAUGUAGAGGAAAAUCAAAAAUACGUUUGUAUAGAAUGUGGUGCAGAAUUUGCCAAGUCCUAUGACUUAUCAAUACAUAAAAAGGAACACAUGACUACUAAAAAUGAAGAAGAAUUUGAGGAUGACAAAAAUAUGAGAAGCAAUAUGUAUUCAGCACAUGAAAGUGAUGAAGCUAUUAAUGUAACUUUGGCUAAGACAAUUAAAUGUGAAUUUUGUAACAGAAAGUUUAAAUAUAGAAAAAGUUUUAUGCACCAUAUACAACUGAAACAUGGAAUGACAGACGACAAUGAUAUUCCUUUUAUUUCUGUUAUUUCUGGAAAUAUGCAGACAAAAGUGUCACCUGAGAAAGCAAGAGAAGAGAAAGAGGAAGAGUUUUCCUUUAAAAUACCUGAUAAAAACAACGCAGACGUUUCUUCUGAUAACAAUUUAAUGCCUCACAAGUACAACCAUUGCGACAAAGAAUUAAUCAGCAGGGAACACAUAAUGAAGCACAGUGACAAAGAUCAUGUUUACAAGCCUUAUAUUUGCACUAUUUGUAACAAGAAUUUUGCGAGAGGCGAUCAUCUUAUAAGACAUGUACAAAUACACAAAACUGGAACUGAUGCGAGCGUUUUGAUGUGUUCUAUAUGUGAAAAGGUGUUUGAUAGUUCUGACCAGUUUGUACGCCAUACGAAAGUUCACUUGCGACAAGACAAACACCAUGUGUGUUCUGAAUGUGGAAAGGCUUAUAACCGCCUCGACAAUUUGAAAACUCAUCAACGUAUUCAUUUCGGCGUAAAAGACAACAAGCUGCACCUAUGUAUUUAUUGUGGCAAGGAAUUCAAUAGCUCGAGCAACAUGAUUGUGCAUAUGAGGAGGCAUACCGGGGAACGACCCUAUAAAUGUAGCCAGUGUGGAAAAGGUUUUCCUCGUUCCGUAGACCUCAAAUGCCAUGAAAGAACCCACUCAGGAGAGAAACCAUACUUGUGCACAUUGUGUGGAAAAUCUUUUAUCAAAAGUAGCAAAUUGUUAAGACAUUCAAGAGUACAUACAGGCGAACGUCCGCAUGUGUGCAACUUAUGCGGCAGGACAUUCAUUCAGUCGAGCGGUCUUACUCUACACAUGCGUAAACAUACGGGAUCCCGGCCGUAUACGUGCGGUGUUUGUCCUGCUCGAUUUAUUCAAUCAGGACAGUUAAAGAAUCACCGACAUACCACUGGCCACUGGAUGGAAACGCAGCCUGAAUUGAAAGGAGGACAUCGUGUAGAACCAGUCACUCCAGUGAUUAAACCGGCACCGAUUAAGUUUAAAACUCAUGGCAAAAAUAAUACUAUAGAAAAAAUCGAAAAGCAAGAUGUGGAAUCAGAUUUCUAUUGUUGUAGGAUUUUGCUAUCUAUGACCUCAAGUCUUUAUCUAUGGUGAAUUCUGAAUAGUACAUAGGUUAUGUUUGGAGUUAGUUUUUCGACCUUAAUUAUUAAUAAAAAGUUAAAAUUAAACUAAGAAUCUUUAUAAUAUUAUGUAAAUAAGUUUG
This is a messenger RNA of Agrilus planipennis (emerald ash borer), 2533 nucleotides long. RefSeq names its product zinc finger protein 883-like. Gene Ontology annotation, cellular component: nucleus. Gene Ontology annotation, biological process: regulation of cytokine production; regulation of immune system process; negative regulation of transcription by RNA polymerase II. Bases 379 to 2424 code for a protein of 681 amino acids. Gene Ontology annotation, molecular function: zinc ion binding. The record is from RefSeq and is a predicted model, not a curated record. Lineage: Eukaryota; Metazoa; Arthropoda; Insecta; Coleoptera; Buprestidae. The transcript is spliced from 8 exons.